Sphaeroforma arctica JP610 is the source of this 260-nucleotide messenger RNA. RefSeq lists its product as hypothetical. Lineage: Eukaryota; Ichthyosporea; Ichthyophonida. The transcript has 2 exons. Gene Ontology annotation, biological process: glycogen metabolic process. Gene Ontology annotation, cellular component: phosphorylase kinase complex. The record is from RefSeq and is a predicted model, not a curated record. The annotation marks the transcript as partial. Gene Ontology annotation, molecular function: calmodulin binding.
GUGAGCGUGAGUUCAUUAUCAAUGAGCCGAUUGCCCCCAGUCGGCUGACACAGGGAAUAUUCGAACACUGUCCUGACUUCAGGGAAGCCGUGUUGCAGCAAGAGAUCAUAUCCUAUCUGGCACCGUUUAUUGUGAGCAUGCCGGAAUUGUUUGACCACAUGCUACGCAUUCGGCUGGGCUCACUGAUCGAAGCCAUGAAGAGCGAUCUGUUCCUACAACACAACCUAUCAUCCAGGCAAGUAGACUCUAUUUUGAGGUGA